Messenger RNA from Xiphophorus maculatus (southern platyfish), 1054 nucleotides. It is a transcript of the gene cfd, whose product is annotated as complement factor D-like. Gene Ontology annotation, biological process: proteolysis. NCBI's taxonomy places the organism in Eukaryota, Metazoa, Chordata, Actinopteri, Cyprinodontiformes, Poeciliidae. Gene Ontology annotation, molecular function: serine-type endopeptidase activity. The record is from RefSeq and is a predicted model, not a curated record. Bases 53 to 880 code for a protein of 275 amino acids. The transcript has 5 exons.
GAAGGCUUUAAAAGAGCCGUUUCUGGUUUUGGGGGUUAGUUACAACAGCACCAUGGUGUCGGAAAAACAACCAGUUCUUGGGGUUGCUCUUUUUCUAAUUGCCCUCAUUUCCCAUGGUGAGGGUAUAAUCGGUGGCAGAGAGGCAGCGCCACACUCUCGACCCUACAUGGCCUCCAUCCAGGUACCACAGGGCAACUCGCUGAAGCAUGAAUGUGGGGGAUUUGUGGUUGCAGAUCAGUGGGUGAUGACUGCAGUACACUGUAUGCCGAACGGUGCAAAUGGAAGGAAGGUGGUGCUGGGCGUCCACUCGCUGAGUGAAGCUGAAGAUACAAAGCAAACCUUUGACAUCAUGGAACUACACAACCAUCCCGACUUCAGCAUAGAAAAUUAUGAUAAUGACAUUGCUCUAAUCAAGUUGGACCGACCAUUCAACGCCUCUGAUGCCGUCAGGGCCGUUGAACUGCUGCGAGCGGGAGGCACAAACCCCGACACGGGCGCGGCGGUGGAGACGGCUGGCUGGGGGUCGCUGGACAACCUGGGGUCAAGGCCGGACAAACUCAAAGAGGUGGUGAUCGAAGUGAUCAACCGGGUUAAAUGCAAACGCACCGACUACUUCGGCAGAAAGUUCACCAACAACAUGAUAUGUGCCCACAAAGUCUGCCGAGAGGACUGUGUUUAUGGAAUGGAAGACAGCUGUGAUGGCGACUCUGGUGGUCCUCUGCUUUACAACGGCGUCGCCGUUGGCAUCACCUCCAAUGGAGGGAAAAAGUGCGGCCAAAUUAAAAAGCCCGGAGUUUACACCAUCAUCUCCCACUUCACCGAGUGGAUAGACAACACCAUGGGCACUCAGCCGGCUGCAGCUCCACAGGAAGCAAGUUAGAGUUCACACGAAGCAACAGUGUUGGACCACGAGGUUAUGACUUCUGACUCUAGCACUGUGAACAUACUGCAAACAUGUAUAAUCUCAUUAAUUUCACCCGUGUAUCUCACCUUUUUUUUUUUUUUAAAACAAAGAAUAAAGUUUUGUCACCGUUUCAUGUUUGUUCCAAACAUA